GAUCCGCGUUCUUCGAGCAGUAGGAAUAAAAAAUUUUUUUCUUGAUUUUCAUGAAAAUUCGUGUUGUUUUUGACAUGUCACUUAACACUUCUCCCCUAGUGAUAUUUAUCAGUUGUGCUGUAUUGCCUCUACACAUUACAUGUCAAACUGACGCACCGAACGAUUUCAGAUUCAAUCGAGGAUAUGCUUCUUCAUAUCAGUAUCAAUAUCAAUGGUACCAUGCUGUGACAGAUAAUCCUAGAAAGAGAUAUCAAGAAAGGCCAUUAGCUCGAAAAACUACGAAUUUUUCUCCUUUACCCAAAAACCCAAUAGUACCAAAUCCUGCAUUUGAAUCGACAUCGACAAACAACUUAACUGCAGCAAUACUCGAAAUAUCGAUCAUAGACGACACGGCCUCUAGUUGCUGUGCCAUAGCCGGUUGUCCACUACGUGGUACGCAAAAUUAUUGGAUAGAAAAAAUAACGUGCCACUGUGCCAAAGAUGGAUUUUGCGAUUGGUCGGGUGUGGCUGCAAGUAUAUUAGCCGCCAUGCGCUGCAAGCCGGACGAAGCGUUUAUUCAUGGCGCAUGUCGGCAAAAGGAUUGAACGAACAUGUAUAUUUGUACGUAUUUUUUUUAUUCGUCUUUCAAGACUUUACGUUGUAAAAGCAUGUGUAUGCAAUGUACCAAAAAAAUGAAUGGAUAGUAAAUCAACUUUGUGUUCUUUUAAUUGUUUUAUUAAAAAUAGAGUAGAAACUGUGAAUACGGAAGAAAUGUGGUCAAUAACAUUUGAUUUGGUGCAACUAAACACAAACAAACAGCUAACAUGUACAUUUUUUGGUACCAAAGUAUGGAAUAAAAAUUUUUUUUCAUCACCACAGAAAAUUUUUUUCUUUAUAUUUAAAUCUAGUUGGAUUAUGAUCUGAAAUAUAUAUAGGUGUGUGUCAGGAAAUAAAAUUCCGCUAAUACUUAAAAGAAUGGACAUGUGAAUGGAAGUUUCUUUAUAAUAUACUUUUUGUAUAUCUUGAUCAAAAAAUAAAAAAUCGCUCUUCUUGA
Messenger RNA from Copidosoma floridanum, 1033 nucleotides. RefSeq lists its product as uncharacterized. The record is from RefSeq and is a predicted model, not a curated record. Lineage: Eukaryota; Metazoa; Arthropoda; Insecta; Hymenoptera; Encyrtidae.